Diachasmimorpha longicaudata is the source of this 2515-nucleotide messenger RNA. Its product is annotated as endothelin-converting enzyme homolog. Gene Ontology annotation, biological process: protein processing. The coding region runs from base 120 to 2366 and encodes 748 amino acids. Gene Ontology annotation, molecular function: metalloendopeptidase activity. Gene Ontology annotation, cellular component: plasma membrane. The record is from RefSeq and is a predicted model, not a curated record. The transcript has 17 exons. Lineage: Eukaryota; Metazoa; Arthropoda; Insecta; Hymenoptera; Braconidae.
CAAGUGAAUAUUAUUGGCUUUGAAACGCGUGAGAAAUCAUUACUUAAGAAGUGACUGCCUUAAUACGAAGUCAUACAUGUUUGUCGUAUUGUGUUAGAAUUUCUGAGGUAUUAUCUAUAAUGGGACAGGCCAGGUGCAACUUUGUCAUUUUUAACAUUGUUAUCACACUCACACUAAUUGCAUCAUCUCAAUCACUUCCUGUCCAACGAGAGGCUACUGGUUUUGGAUCAGGCACAUCGUUCAAAAAUCCUAGAGAUUUAUUCUUAGAAUACUUUCAAAGAACGGUCAGCUUAUCAUCUGCAGUAAAUGAAUUGCUGACUUCUCUAAACACAUCAGCAGACCCUUGCAAUGAUUUCUACAAUUAUGCAUGUGGUCAUUGGGCUGAUCAUCAUGCUACCCCAGAAGGAUAUGUAACAUGGUCCAAUUUGUACAUAUUAACCGACGGUAUGGGACCAAAAAUGCAACCUUUACUGGAUGCCAUCGAUUCAGAAACCGACAUUGAAGCGGUUCGCAAAGCCCGGAAGGUCUAUCGAGCUUGCAUGAACGGAGAUAAAAUUCAAGAAGAUGGUGUGCAGCCAUUGCUGUCAUUAUUAAGUAGGUAUGGAGGCUGGCCGCUCAUUACAAAACCGCUUGAAUGGAAAUCGAAGGGUCUUAAUUGGCACGAAAUCAAUAUAGAAAUAAUGCGGCGUGUGGGUACAGGGGCUUUAUUUACGAUAGCGGUUGUACCGGAUCCUAAGCAUUCUGCAAUUAGUCGAAUAAUGCUCGCAGAACCAAGUCUAUUCAUCAAAAAGGGUGAAAUAAUGGCCCCUGAAGGUGAUCCAGUGGUGCAAGCUUAUAAAGAGUACAAAACUACGGUAGCUGACAUUCUGCAGAAAGCCUCAGGGUCAUCGCCUGAACUGCUAACUACUGCAGCACAAUUGGAAGACCUCAACAAUUUUGAAAGACAACUAGCAGAGAUUACAGAAGGCGAUCACAAUAUCAAAGAUAUUGAUAAGUGGUACAGCUUGAUGACGAUUAAUGAUUUCCAGGACUUGUAUGAUAGUGCAAUCAUUACUAGAGACACUGCACAGAUUAAUUGGCUGGAUACAAUUAGGGCGAUAUUCAUGCUAACUCCUGAAAUACAGAUAUAUGGUUCGCAGGUGAUCUACGUUCCUGGAAGAUAUUAUUUUUUUAGGCUCGCAGGAUUGCUGAAUAGAACUCCUCAUGAGACCAUUGUGAAUUAUAUAAUGUGGAAGACUAUCACGGAUGUAACCCUGUACCUGAGUGAUACGCUAAAGGAUCCUUUGAUAACUUUCACCGGUAAUCGAGUUGGAGCAGAUCCUAUUCCAGCUAGGGAAGCUGAAUGUGUAUCUGCUUCUCAAAUGGAGCUUGCAGUUUCUUACGCGUACGCGCAAAAAUACUCUUCACAGCAAGUGAAAGAAAGGGUGACUGGCUUAGUCGUAAAUAUCCAAAAAGCUAUGGAGCAAUACAUUCGACACUCUUCUUGGCUGGACGAUCAGACUAAGGACCUGGCCAGUGCCAAAAUUCAUCACAUGAUCAAGUCCAUUAGCUACCCAGAUUAUUACAGCCCUACCAGCGUAAAUGAAUAUUACAGAGAGUUCGAACCAUCAGACAGUUAUUUUGAGAAUGAACUGCAAAAGACGGCCCUCAAAUUGAAAGAAAUUUUGAGAAAGGUACAGAAACCCACGAACAAACAAAUAUGGCCAGUGGAGCCUACUGCAGUUAAUGCACAUUAUGUACAAAUGGCAAACACUAUAUUGGUACCAGCCGGAAUUCUCGCGCCUCCCAUGUUUGAUUUGAACAAGCCAAGUAUAUUCACUUAUGCAUCUAUCGGCCCGACAAUUGGUCAUGAAGUUUCACACGCCCUUGAUAGCGAAGGUCGACUGUAUAAUGAGAAUGGCGACGCUGUGCCCUGGUGGUCAAAGGCUAUCAGUGACAGAUAUGAACAGAAUGCGGAUUGUUUUGUUAAUCAGUACAGUAGUUAUAAAAUAUACGAUGAUGGUAAAGAGGUCAUUCAUCUUAACGGAGCAUUGACUUUGGAAGAGAAUAUAUCAGACUCUGCAGGAUUAAAAAUUACCUAUGAUGCGUACAAAAUGUUCCGAGAAGCUAAUAAAAGUGAUAACACGAAAAUUUCUGGCUUGGAAAAAUUUACUGAUGAUCAAAUCUUUUUCAUAUCAUUCGCAAAUACAUGGUGUGCUGCCGAGGAUGACAAAUACUUGAAACAAUACGCUAACACCGAUGUUCAUAGUCCAGCCAAACAGAGAGUUAAUGGUGCUGUCUCGAAUAACAAGGAUUUUGCCUCAGCUUUUAACUGUCCAGUAAAUUCACCUAUGAAUCCUGCCAGAAAAUGUGACAUUUGGGCAUGAAUAGCCAAUAUGUUGAAAUUAUUAUAAACUUUUGCAUCUAUCUAAAAUUCCACAUUGUAAAAUUUUGUUGCAAGUCUUAUUAUCACAUCUAAGCAGAUGUGUCGCAGGUUUUCAAUGUUAUAAUAAAGGAAAAUGAUUAAAAAUUUAAA